UUGUAUUUGUGUGAACGGCCACGCGACCCCGUUCAUUUCGCUUCUGUUAUUCUCUCUUAUGCUCAACGAUCUCCCUUCGCCUUUAUUCUGCAGUUUUCAUCAAGCCAAUCGCCUGAUCUUCAUGAAUUCAAGAAGCUCUGUUGUAUCAUCUGUUUCCUGCCAACUGGGAAACAAGAUUCUUAUCUGGAUUUUGUGCUGCUUUUUCCCUCAAUUUCUUGGAAGCCCUAUUGUUUUCUUGAGUUUCCUGCUGUUCAAGACUACUGUCAGGUUCUCAUAAACCUCAGGCCUGCUUUAGCCUUGGAAAUUAUGGUCUCGUCUCAAUUUUCAAAAUUGAACGGGACCAACUUGCUAAAAUCUUUCCAAAACCAUGUUCUUCUUUCUGCUGAAGCCCCUGAUGUUACACUUGAGCACGUCGACUUGGAUUUCUCAGACUUGUUUGGUCCUUUGCCGACUUUACCUCAGAUAUCUGAAGAUUCCACGGAUCUCGUUUCGUUUAAUGCUGCACAUGAUUUGAUUUAUGACGUGCCAGCUGUAAUAUACACACGUUCACACUCAUAUGUCGGUCCUUCGAGUGUGAACCAAUUGGCCAAGCUUACACUGCGUGAGAAAGAAGAUUUAACCCAAGACAAUGUUUCUGAAUAUUUGUCUGAGAAAAAAAUUAUUUCGGAUAAAUAUAAUAUUAAGGUCGAGGAUGGCUUGGAGAAGACAAUUGGGCUUGAGGAUUUUGAGUUUUUAAAGCUUGUGGGGCAAGGUGCAUUUGGUAAAGUAUACCAAGUGAGAAAAUCUGGUUCAUCUGAGAUAUUCGCAAUGAAGGUUAUGAGGAAAGAUAAAAUUAUGGAGAAAAAUCAUGCAGAGUACAUGAAGGCAGAGAGGGAUAUAUUGACGAAGAUCGACCAUCCUUUCAUUGUGCAGCUUAGAUACUCUUUUCAGACAAAAUAUAGAUUGUACCUCGUGCUUGAUUUUGUUAAUGGUGGUCAUCUUUUUUUUCAACUGUAUCAUCAAGGCCUGUUCAGAGAGGAGUUGGCUCGCAUAUAUGCUGCUGAGAUUGUUUCUGCUGCAAUGCUAACGGAUUUUGGUCUUGCAAAGCAAUUUGAUGAGGAAACUAAGUCCAACUCAAUGUGUGGAACUCUUGAGUACAUGGCUCCUGAAAUUAUUCUUGGAAAAGGCCACGACAAGGCAGCUGAUUGGUGGAGUGUGGGGAUUCUCUUAUACGAGAUGUUGACAGGAAAGCCUCCAUUUGUUGGGGGAAAUCGUCAGAAAAUCCAGCAGAAGAUACUCAAGGACAAAAUCAAGCUGCCAACAUUUCUGUCUAGUGAUGCCCAUUCUCUGAUUAAAGGGCUUCUCCAAAAGGAGGCAAACAAACGCCUCGGAAGUGGUCCAAGAGGAUCUGAGGAAUUAAAGGGCCACAAGUGGUUCAAGUCGGUCAACUGGAAGAAACUCGAGGCCCGUGAAAUUUUCCCGAGCUUCCUUCCUCAAGUAGCUGGCCAGCUGUGUGUGGCCAACUUUGACGAGCGGUGGACUAAAACGCCAUUGCUCGACUCGCCAGCCUGUAGCCCAGAUGGUGAUAACCUCUUUAAAGGGUUCAGUUAUGUUAGACCCAUUUCCCGGUUUCUGCAGUAAAGUGUCCCGAUUUGGUAGAGACUACUACAUUGCAGGUUAUGUUAGACCCAUUUCCCGGUUUUU
Messenger RNA from Striga asiatica, 1683 nucleotides. Lineage: Eukaryota; Viridiplantae; Streptophyta; Magnoliopsida; Lamiales; Orobanchaceae. The record is from the annotation of a GenBank genome assembly.